Messenger RNA from Plectropomus leopardus (leopard coralgrouper), 284 nucleotides. NCBI's taxonomy places the organism in Eukaryota, Metazoa, Chordata, Actinopteri, Perciformes, Serranidae. The record is from RefSeq and is a predicted model, not a curated record.
UCGUCAGGUUGAACAUCAGAUGUUUCUCGUCGUGUUUCAGCUUCCACAUCCAGCUCUACAACGUGGACAGCCUGCUGGCGUGCGUGCUGCCGUAUCACGACACCAACGUGUUCGUCCGAGUCCUGCAGCUCCUCAAAAUCAAAGACGCCACCAACCGCUGGAACUGGCUGCACGUUCUGCAGAAACCAGGCGUGCCGCUGUCCAGAGGGACGCUCGUCACUCACUGCUACACAGACCUGAGCUUCAUGGACUUCAUCUGCACCAUGGUGACCACGGCCAUCCAG